AUGACUGGCGAAAUCUUUGAAGAAUGGCUACACUGGUUUGACAGACAAAUGAAGGUAGAAAAGUGCUUCUUUUUGUGGACAAUGCACCAUCCCAUCCUCAGGUUUAAUCUCAAAAAUGUCAAUGUUAAGUUCUUACCACCAAAUACAACAUCUCUAUGCCAACCAAUGGACCAAGGAAUAAUUCAGGCAAUGAAACUCAAGUACAGGAAGAAACAACUACAGUACGUGAUCAGUCAAAUGGAACUUAAGCAGGGAAAAAGUGGAUUUGAUCUGUUGAAAGAUAUAAGUGUGCUGGAUGCAAUUUACUGGGUUGCACGUGCAUUUGAAGAAGUUGAAAUAAGCACCAUUGUUAAGUGUUUCGCGAAGUGUGGAUUUCAGUUAAACAGUGUUGAAAGUGAAAGUGAAUGCACAGUGUUGAACGAUUCAGAGAGUGAUGAAGAGGAGGUGAUAACUAUCCAAUAG
Messenger RNA from Mercenaria mercenaria, 462 nucleotides. RefSeq lists its product as uncharacterized. Gene Ontology annotation, molecular function: DNA binding. Gene Ontology annotation, cellular component: nucleus. Lineage: Eukaryota; Metazoa; Mollusca; Bivalvia; Venerida; Veneridae. The record is from RefSeq and is a predicted model, not a curated record. The transcript has a single exon. The coding region runs from base 1 to 462 and encodes 153 amino acids.